AUGAAUGAUUUGGAUAAAACUAAAGUUCUGAUAGGUAAAGGAGGUUACGGAGAAGUGUUCCUUGUACAUUGCAAGCUUAAUUUCCAAAAAUAUGCAAUGAAAAGACUAUUUAAAGAAAUUAUCACCAAUUCAGGGCUAGGUAGACUAAUAAUGCGUGAGAAAGAAAUCACUGACGAGCUUGAGCAUCCAAAUAUUGUGAGACUUGAAGGAUAUUUUCACGAUUCUGAUUAUUGUUAUUUUCUAUUCGAACUUUGUCCAAUUGGAAACCUUAGGACCCUCAUCACAAAUUUCGGUUCUCUAAGUGUAAAUCUGACUAGGUUUUAUAUCAUGGAGAUAAUUAAUGCCUUGGUAUAUUUACGAGACAAUAAGGUUGUCCACCGUGACUUGAAACCCCAGAAUCUUCUGCUAGAUGAUACACUACAUAUUAAGCUAUGUGAUUUUGGAGCAGCCAAAAAGUACGAUGCUGAAGAAGUUGAUUACGCUAUCCAAGAAGAUACUGAGCUUAUGGAUGACAAGACAGAAGUCGAGGAAAGCUCAGACUCUGACUCUGAUAGUGACAUCAGCGAUGAUGAGUUUGAAAAACUCCAAAAAUUAAAAGUUCAGAGAGAAGAAUCAAGAAAGAGAAACACUCAUAUUGGAACACCUUUAUAUCUUAGUCCUGAAAUGUUGAUGAGUCAUUUGGCUUGAUUCAGUUCAGACCUUUGGGCACUUGGCUGUAUCAUUUCUGAGUGCCUUACAGGCAACGCUUUGUUUAGAGGCAAACAAAAAUGGGAGAUUGAAGAUAAAAUUAGAAACAAUGAUUUCCCAAUCCCUGAUCAAAUUGAUAAAGAUGCGAGGGAUUUAAUCAAAAAGUUACUUAGAAAAUGACCAUUUAAAAGACUUGGUGCAGGAGUUGAUGGAUCUAAGUAUUCUCUUGAAGAACUCAAAAAGCACCCAUUCUUUAAAGGAGAAAGCUUUGAUGACAUUUCUUCAAGAGUUCCACCUUUUACGAAUGAAGAAAUAGAAAAAUACUGAUCUAAAUAUUCAAAAGACAAUGAGUUGGCAAAUUAUGAAUCCGGGGAAGAGAACAUUGAUACUCUAUCAAUUCAUGCAAUCUCUCCAGUAGUGUAUAACUUAAUGGAAAACAGUGAAAAACCUUAUGAUACAGUGACACUUAAAGCAGCUGGAAAGGCUAUGGAGAAUCUGGUCCCUCUAGUGGAGAUCCUUAAGAGAAGGAUCAAGGGGCUCCACCAACUUAACAGUAUUAACCCAAUAACUGAGCAAAAACCAGAUGGAUCAGAAAGACAGUAUCUCAUUUUUAAAGUAAUUUUAUCAAAGGAAAAACUCGAAGAUAAUGGAAUCGGGUACCAAGAACCAAUUCCUGAAGACCAAGUUAAGGAAUAUUGGGAGCCAGAAUUCGAUGAUAGAGAUAGCUAUAGACCGAGAGGGUUCGCAAGAGGGAGAGGCUAUUAUAACGGAGGAUACAGACAUUAUCAUAACCCAUAUUCUGAAGAAUAUUACGGGGAUUGUGAUAAUCAUUACCAGAGAGAUCAAGAAUAUCCCCCUAUAGGAUACAAUGAAGAAGGCGACACUGAAGAAGGCUACACUGAAGAAGAUAACCAGAGUUAUAACGAAGAAGCCAUCAGUAAUAAGAGGCUACAGAGGAAGCAGAAGGCCUGUAUUACACUAAGUGUUCUCUUCCUAUAA
Molecule: messenger RNA, 1686 nt
Organism: Moneuplotes crassus
Lineage: Eukaryota; Ciliophora; Spirotrichea; Euplotida; Euplotidae
Source: the annotation of a GenBank genome assembly